AUGUCGGAAGUUCAAAGCGAGGUGGUUAGAGAGCACACACAUGAAAUAUUUGCCAAUAACUUUUGGGGUAAAGAAGAAGUUGGUUAUGAAGUUCUUCGCACUCGUUUGAAACAAGCCAAGUUUACUUGUGAAGAAGUUAAAGCUAUAGCAACGAUCGAAGAAGAGUAUGCAAAACGAUUGUCGAAACUUUCAAAAGUUCCAAUAGGAAAAGACGAGAUUGGGACAUUACGUAAUGCUUUAGAGACAACAAGAUUAGAAUUGGAAGAAACUGCGAAAGAACAUAUUAAUCUUGCACAAAAAAUAAGGAAUGAGAUUGGACAAAAUUUGACAGAUUUUAUAACAAGUCAAAGAGAAAAGAAAAAAUUGCAACAAGCAAUUAUAGAAAGAAGUAUCAGGAAUAAACAGACACAAACUCUUAUGGCUCAAAAGGCAAAAGAAAAAUAUGAGGCAGAAUGUAUGAAGAUUACAGGAUUAUUACAAGAAAGGAAUAAUGUAUUAGGAAAGGAAUUAGAAAAGCUUAAUUUAAAAAUAGAGAAAACUCAAAUUUCUGCAAAAAGUGCAGAUCAGGAAUAUAUGCAAAUGAUUAAAGAUUUAGCGGAUACAACUCAAAAAUGGAAUUCUGAUUGGAGAGGAGCAUGUGAUAGAUUUCAAGAUUUGGAAGAAGAACGAAUCGAUUUUUUAAAGAGAUUUUUAUGGAAUUAUGCGAAUCUUAUAUCUAUUGUAUGCGUAGCUGAUGAUGAGUCUUGUGAACGAAUUCGUGUUUCAUUGGAGAAUUGUAGUGUAGAAAAAGAUAUUCAAAUAUUCAUCAAAGAACGAGCAACUGGACCAGAUAUUCCAGAUCCGCCGGUUUAUGUAAAUUUUUAUGUGGGACCAUCAGAAAAUGGAGUGAGAUAUAAUAAGCGAGCUAAUUUUGAGAGAAAUUCUACUGUAGAUCGAAAUGACGAAGUAACAACAGAAAUUAAUGAAAUUUUGGGAAAUCAGCCAUCAGUGGAUAAUAGCUAUAAUAAUAAUAUUAGAACAAAAGGAGAUGACGAUGCAUCAUUUUAUCAAACAAUAUCGAAAAGAGCUACUUUAUAUGCCAAUACAUCUGAUUCAACACCUUCUAAUAUGACGAUGAAUAAAAAUGAUGCACUUCCUCAAACUCCUGAUGAAGAAAUAGAAGAAGAUCCUAUUGAUCCAAGAAAUCCUCAAUUACUUUCAAUUGGUUCGAAUGUUUUAGAAGUACAAACGAAUAUCGUACAACGACAACAAACGGAAAAAGAUUAUAUUGUAGAAAAAGUUUUGGAAAAUAUGAAGAAAAUAGAUGAGAUUAAUAUAGAGAUGGCAAUGUCAACGAUGACAAAGAAUAGCAUAAAAAUAAUUGAUAAACCUCAACCAGCGUUACCUAAUGAGCAACCUUAUAUAAAUCAAUCUCAACAGAAUGCACAACAACAACAAAAUUCAAUUGAUCGAAGUCGAAAUGUCUCAUUCCCAAUAAAUCAGUUACCAUCACAGCAUCCGAAACAGCCGUCACAUCAUCAAUAUGCAUCAUCAACUUCUACUUCUCAAAAUAAUUUAAAAGCUCAUCAACAACAGCAACAGCAAUUUCCAUCAGGUCCUGGAGAUAUAAGACAUAUAAGACGUCAAAUACCUUCAGAUUAUGGACCAGUUUCAUCACAACAACAACAAAUUAAAGAUAACCUUUUAUUGAAACCACGAUCAAUGACUCCUACUAUUCCAAAUUUUCAAGGUCCCGGGGAUUUCAGACGAUCACCACCACCACAACAACAUCAAAGAAGAAAUUCAUCAGAUUCUUUACCUAAUAAUCUUUACCAACCGCCGCAACCACAACCACAACUGAAUCAUAGUAAAAAUAAUAGUCUUAAUAGUAUUAUAAGAUCAGAUACACUCAAGACAUCAUCAUCAACAAAUAGUAAUAAUUCCCUUGGUAUUCAACUUGAUGCACAGGGUCGAGUCAAACAAGAUGAUUUAGCUGAAGUAUAUAUGGCUAAUGGUGGACGUUCUCUUCCUACUACUAUAUCCAAUGGUAGUGGUGGUAAUUACAUGAGCAUACGUCCGGGAAAUACUCAACCAUUACGUACGGGACAACCACUGUCACCACCGUAUCAACAAGUGCCUCAACGAGCACCACCACAAUUUACUCCACAACCACAAUUAACUCCACAACCACAAUUAACUCCACAACCACAAUCUGUAGGCAGAAGUAAUACAAUUAAUACGAAUACGAUACAAUCGAAUCCUUAUCCAAAUCAAGCGCAAAAUAUGAAGCCUCCUAAAUCACAAUCUCAACAUCCACAUCAAAAACCUUCACAACAUUCCCAGAAGAAUGGUCACAAUGGAAUACAACGUUUGGACGAUGGAACACCAGUUCAAUUUUAUGUUAAAACUUUGUAUGAUUAUAAAGCUGGUCCUGAUGAAAUUUCGUUUACAACCGGAGAUAUAAUAGCAGUAACUAAAGUACAAGAAGAUGGUUGGUGGGUUGGGGAAAUUUUAGACCAUUCUAGAAAAGUUAGAGGAUAUUUCCCGAAUUUUAAUGUACAAUAA
Messenger RNA from Diversispora eburnea, 2544 nucleotides. Lineage: Eukaryota; Fungi; Glomeromycota; Glomeromycetes; Diversisporales; Diversisporaceae. The record is from the annotation of a GenBank genome assembly.